This is a messenger RNA of Eucalyptus grandis, 387 nucleotides long. RefSeq lists its product as uncharacterized. Lineage: Eukaryota; Viridiplantae; Streptophyta; Magnoliopsida; Myrtales; Myrtaceae. Bases 54 to 221 code for a protein of 55 amino acids. The record is from RefSeq and is a predicted model, not a curated record. The transcript has a single exon.
CAAUCAAAUUUUCCAAGAGAGAGGAGGAGAUUUUUUAAGAGAGAGAGAGAGAGAUGGACAACGGGCUAUCGUGGGCGGACCAAUGGGACUACAACGACGACCCGCCUCCGGCACAGGCGUCCGAGGACCGGAAGAAGCGGAAAGACGGGUCGAAGUCCGGCACGAAGAAAUUCAGCAUACAAUGGGUGAAAGAGCUGUGCAAGAAGUCAAAUAACAAGUGACGGAAUCCUGCUUCAAGCAGAUCCUAAUUCUUGCACCUGGGAAAUGUUGCUUAUAGAAGAACUUUCUUUUGUGAUCUCCAUCUAUUCAUUCGUGACACAGGAGCCCAUUUCUUUCCUCGCAUUAUGCAGAAAAGAAAUUAUCUGUUCGAGGCUUUGGUAUUUUGUC